Messenger RNA from Bufo gargarizans (Asiatic toad), 1460 nucleotides. Its product is annotated as charged multivesicular body protein 1b. The record is from RefSeq and is a predicted model, not a curated record. The transcript has 8 exons. The coding region runs from base 132 to 731 and encodes 199 amino acids. Gene Ontology annotation, cellular component: ESCRT III complex; multivesicular body. NCBI's taxonomy places the organism in Eukaryota, Metazoa, Chordata, Amphibia, Anura, Bufonidae. Gene Ontology annotation, biological process: protein transport; endosome transport via multivesicular body sorting pathway; late endosome to vacuole transport.
AGUCCUACUGGCUGAGAGGCCGAUGACGUCACAUGACAACAGGAAGCUAGGCGCUCCAAUAACCGGAAGAACCCGGAAGGUUCAUAGCUUGAGAGACGGGACCGGGAGACGCCGGGAGACACGGAGCCGAGAUGUCCAACAUGGAGAAAAAUCUGUUUAAUCUGAAGUUUGCAGCAAAAGAACUGAACCGGAGCGCCAAGAAGUGCGAGAAGGAGGAGAAGGCGGAGAAGGCCAAAAUCAAGAAGGCCAUACAGAAGGGGAACACAGAGAUCGCCCGGAUACAUGCCGAGAAUGCCAUCCGCCAAAAGAAUCAAGGCAUCAACUUCCUGCGGAUGAGCGCCCGGGUGGAUGCAGUGGCAGCGCGGGUGCAGACGGCCGUCACAAUGGGCAAGGUGACGAAGUCGAUGGCGGGUGUGGUGAAAUCCAUGGAUGCCACCCUGAAGAGCAUGAACCUUGAGAAGAUCUCGGCGCUGAUGGAUAAGUUUGAGCGCCAGUUUGAGACGCUCGAUGUUCAGACGCAGCAGAUGGAAGACACGAUGAGCAACACGACCACACUGACCACACCGCAGAAUCAAGUCGACAGUCUGCUCCACGAGAUGGCGGAUGAGGCCGGCCUGGACCUGAACUUGGAGCUUCCUCAGGGACAGACCGGAUCUGUGGGAACCAGCGUCGCCUCUACAGAACAGGAUGAGCUGUCGCAGAGACUCGCCCGUCUACGUGAUCAGGUAUAGGGCAGCCGCCUGCUUCCUCCUGUAUAGAUGUGGUACAUACCUGGAGACGUCUCUCUGCAUCGUUCUACAUACAGAGCACUUCUUCUCAUGGAUCCUGCUCUUCAUACUCAGGACUGUGCGCUCACAGACAGCAGGGGGCGCUCUUAUUUCAGCCCCCCUCAUAUUCCAUCUAACUUAUACAAUAUACAUUAAAUUUUAAAUCUGACUCAUUAAAAACCUUAUAAUCCCCUCCCCCGGUUGUGUGGAGAACGUCUGCGCCUGAACACUAAGCUGCACCGCGAUGUCCAGGAGACUGAUGCUGAUGUUGGUGGUAGUAGUGGUGAGGUCGCCCAUCAUUGCUACUCUGUGCUUUAUUUAAUGAGUCUUUAUGCCGUUGUUGCGGAGCAGUGGAUUCCUGUCAUUUUCUCCUCUGAGUCUCUGAUCCCCAGGAAUCCGCCGCCCCGCAGCGUGACGUGUCGCUGAUCUCCCCGCCUGCGGACUGUGACGCUCAUCUGCUAUGCCGUGAUUCUUCCUUCUGUUCAAUAACCUGGGUCUGGCUUGUAUGAUGAGUCUGCCUCCAUCUCUGUGGGAUGGUCUUAAAGGGGUAGUCCAGUCUGAGCUCGCUAGUAUUGGUGUGCUGUAAUAAGGACGGGAUCACCCCUUUAAUUAUGGGUAACGUAUUUGUGUUUGCGUCUGGAGCUGCGUCGUCUUCUGCUCUCCUGUGCGGCUUUCAAUAAACCGUUUUCUUUA